AUGCCUCCUCACCCCAGAAAAGAGUUGUCGCUUUUUCGCUCCACCGAAAUUGAGAAUUAUUCCAACGAUCCCUCCAAGCGUCUCAUUCACCUUACGGGUACUACUGAACAUUCGGUGUUCUAUCAUAUUCCUAAGCACCUUUCAUCUUUGAGAUCAUCCCUGGCCUUAAAAUUAAGUCAGAAAUUCCCCCUUGGAGUCGGUCUCGGAUUAACUUUAACUGAAGAUUCUACAGGCACCAAUAUGGAAUUUACUUUAGCUUCAAAAGGCAAUUGUGAGUCGGCCAUUGCCUCACCUAUCAACAUUGGAGAUACGUUUUUCCAUGCCUCUCCUGCCGUUCAUCCAGAUCGAGCUCUCUUAUGUAUCAAUUUGACCAAACUGCCCAUCUGGACUUUAGAUAAGCUUCGCAAUAGUCUUCUUAACAAUUUAUCACGUUAUGGUAUAGUCCGUAAAAUUGUCAUUUAUUUGGAUGAUUGUUCCGGCUCAUGGUCCACAGGUAACGGCCCUGUAAACAUGGAACGUCCUAGUAAUGCCAAUAAGACUCAUGAAGUAUUGACUUAUAACAUUCUACUUGAAUGA
Molecule: messenger RNA, 576 nt
Organism: Cokeromyces recurvatus
Lineage: Eukaryota; Fungi; Mucoromycota; Mucoromycetes; Mucorales; Mucoraceae
Exons: 1
Coding region: 1-576 (191 amino acids)
Source: RefSeq, a predicted model, not a curated record